CGCGGUAAAAGAUGUCAUGACGCGCACUGAUUAAUACAGUCCGAUUCUUUUUCUUUAUCCGUUUAUCGUGUUCAUAAGUAAUUAAAUGAAUGCAAAGAUGAGUCGAAUGAGGAAAACGUUGAAAGCUGUUCAGCAGGAGCUGAAAAGUGCAAAAGAGACCAAUGGUGUUGUGGAGUCUCCGCAGGCCCUGGACAUCUCAUCCAUUGAGAGAGCCAGUUUCUUUCAGGGAGAUCAGUAUUCUGCUCACGGCAACCCUCUGCACAGCACAGCACUGGAGGAAGAUCUCAGUCCUGGAGCAGAACAGAGACAGAGGUCCGUCCCAGCAAAGACUGGCCGACAGCGUGUAGUGGAGACUCCGAAGACAGUAGGUCAUUCUGGAGUUACACACAAUAAGGAAAAAGCCAGAAACAUUCCUAAAGCUUUGAAGAAAACCGCUGCAAUCAAGGAGAACCACAAACCAUCUCAGCCGACAAAUCAAGGAGCAAAAUCCACAGUAAGAAAUGUUAAAGGCAGGCCUCUGCCAACCAUAUCAGAGGACAGAGAGGAUGCAAACAAGAAAAAAACAUCAGUCUCUGCGAUAGUCGUGUCCAAGAAAGCAGGUAAAGGGCAGAGGUCAGCAGAAGACACCCCAGAAGAGACCCACAGACAGCAGAGUUCAUCAUCCUCAGAGGAGCUGACAGACGAGGAUGAGAGCUUUCGUCCAAGCAAGGAGAAAUCUAAAGGUGUGAAGCGGAAACUGCAGUCAACAUCCAGUCAACAGCAGAGUGGACACAAACAGAAAAGGAAGUCUUUAUCUGAAUCAUCAGAGAGAGCUGGACCCUCUAAAAUCCCCAGAGAUUUGAGAAAUCCAACUGAUCUUGAUGUGGUGCUUGAUGCAUUCCAAGACUUUGUUACCCAGUACAAGCAGUCUGUAAACUCUGACGCAGUCAAACGCACCAUCGAUGCUUUCAGUCGCUCAUUUGAGGAACAGCUCUCAGAGAUGAUCACUGCAACAAAGGAACUCAAGAAUCUGAAAAGAGAGAAUGCCAAGCUCAACAGUGCUAUUAAUCGGAAGAGGACCAGACUUGUGGAAGCCAAUAAUGAAGUUAUUAAGGGAAAGAUGCAGCUGAGGACUCUUCAGAAGGAUCAUGAUGAGCUGGAACAGAGACUCAAAGCUUUCAGAGAAGGGACCUCCUUCCUCACCAACCUGCAGGAACUCAACAGGAAGUACCUGAAGCACCGCACGGCUCAUCCAAAUGAGGUGGAAACGUAUGGCCCAUCCUGCAUGGCUGCCAUGUUGCUGGAAUCCCGGUGCAUCAUGGGAACAGAGCACCAGCUAAAGACUAUCAAUGACCAACUACAGCAGGUCUUAGAUAUAGCACAAAAUUAAUCGUCAUCUACACAUUCAGCUCAUCAAACAGAUUUAAAUAAAUGUUACAGCUUGUCACACUGUGACAGGUGGAUUUAUUCUAUAUUAACUAUUGUACAUUAAAAUUCUUUAUUACUGUGGGGAUGUUUUGAAGAGUUCUUAUUAUCAUGGCUUGUUUAAAUGUGAAAAUGCAUUUGAACUGCUGAGUCAUGUCAGCUUGAUCACACUGGAAGUCGGCAUGUUGUUUCCAACACUUCCGUUACCCUAGGAUUGGCCACAUUAUGCCGACUCGCCGUCAAGCGUCACCUCCUAUCAGACAUGUUUUCAUCGGCUCCAGCAUGUUUACCUUCCCCUGUGGCGUGACCAGAAACACAUUAUGUCAGCAGCGUGGGAGUCACGGGUUCAGAUCCUACGCUGAAACCAGGAAGUAAUCGUGUUCGCAUAAUCGGAGAUGUGCGCGAUUUUGAUGUUGCAUUUUUUUCCCUGUAAUGUUACAUUUUUCCUCCACUGAUGGUUAGGUUUGGGUUGGGGAAUUCACUUUAUAAAAUAUGUAUUCCUCUUCACUGUAAUACAGCCUGUACAGCUUUGCACACAUUGCAGAACAAUGAACAAAGCAAAAUGAGGUUCCUUCUGGAAACAACAGCGAAACAUUCAACAUAGAGUAUAUCCAAGCAGACAUGACACAAAGUGAAUAUCUGCAUGGCAGUAAAUUGCAACCAUUCCAACAGUAAAUUACACAUAAUAAAUUGGACUAAAUAAAAGAGUAAUUUCACAAUAAGCCAGUAUGACAUGACACAAGUGGAUAAAUUAACUUUUCGGAUACCCGAUUCUAAUUGGCUGGAAUGUGUGCAUUAAAACCAUUUAAUGUACAGGUAGUUCCAGUCAGUUUUAAUCACCGUUCUAUAUUAAUGCACCUACUCUCCAACAGUUUAUGCCUCUGUUUAAACUAUCUCCGGACGUGAAAAUAGUGUAGCAAGUCUGAUGAGUCUCAGAGCCGAGAUUAACUGUCACAUCACAAAACACAACACCAAGUCAUGCAAUGCUGUCUUUAGUCAACUGUAAAGUGCUACAGGAAAAACAAAAACAGAAGAGACUCCAGUGUUCAUCAGCCCCAACCUGGAGAUAAUUAGGUAUGCACCAUCACUUUCCUCUUACACACCCAUCAGGCUUGUAAGAAAUGUAUGGCUUGACAUUCAGCUAUGUUUUGCAAUGAGGGGUAGAGAAGGAAAAAAUGACCUAUCAAAUGCAUCUUUCGCUGCCCAGCAAGACGAUUUGAAUUGUAAUAUGACAAACAUCAUCUAAUAUUAGUGUGCUGCUCAGCACCGGGCCCGCCCACAAGGGGGGAAAAAGGGAAGGCAUUGCAUGCGACAAAUACCGGUGCUCCAACAUAUGCUUCAUGUCCACUUUACCAAUUAUUUGUACAUCUUUUUAUUUAAUUCCAUUAAUUAAAUGUAAUAUUAUCACACUACUUUAUCUCGGUGUCUGAUUUAGAAUGGGCAGAACUCUAGAUCUAACAACCUGUAGAUAAAGUUAUCCGUUACUGUUAUUCCAAUCAAAAUCAUAGACAUCUGCAACUAAUCAAUGCUGGCAAGUGAAGUGACCAUGGUAUAAGUGGGAUAAUCCACAGCUAGGUGUACUAAACGCUUUUGAAUGCUUCGCGUUGGGUGGUUCUUCCUCUCCACGUCAUGCGUUAAAAUAGUUUUAACGCACACCUAGCUGUGAAUUAUACCUUACAUAGAAUAUGAAAUGCCUUAUUGUAACAUUACACCUAAUUAAUAUUCAUAAGCCAAGCUGAUAAAAUUGUCAGAUUAGUUUUUCAAAAUUAUAAUUUUUCAAGUGAUACAAGAUAAGUGUGGCUGCUGUGUGCAUUUUUCAUUUUCCUUUAUUUCUAACUAGGUUUUUUUUUUUUUUUUGAGCAAAUAGUUUUCCUAAAAAUGUACAGUAUGUCCUCAUGGGGACAGCAUCAUCCAAUCACUGUCAACCAUGUUAAAAUAAAAUUAUACAUAAAUUCUG
Myxocyprinus asiaticus (Chinese sucker) is the source of this 3361-nucleotide messenger RNA. RefSeq names its product centromere protein U (gene cenpu). The coding region runs from base 86 to 1369 and encodes 427 amino acids. Gene Ontology annotation, cellular component: nucleus. The transcript is spliced from 12 exons. The record is from RefSeq and is a predicted model, not a curated record. NCBI's taxonomy places the organism in Eukaryota, Metazoa, Chordata, Actinopteri, Cypriniformes, Catostomidae.